GAAGCGGACCCUGUCCGCAAAUGUGUUGAGUUAUUUGUCGCGCACACAGGUGUGGACUUUGCUUCCAACCUGCGUCCAUUCCACUCGUUUCCAUCUGCUUUCCUUUUAACAAGUAAUUAUCACUCCCCUCCCCCUUUCCGGAUCAAUCCACAGAAACGAUGCCCGCUCUUCCCAACACUCUGAGUUUCUCGCAAUCCCGUCGAUGGAUUGUCAAAUUAGCGUCCACUCUCCCCGACAUACCCUUCCACUGGCAGCGAGGCCAACCGCGUCGGUUAGUUUCUAGGACGGCCACAGGAUGGGCUUCGAAGCUGUCGGUGGCAACCGAUUCGUCACCUUCUGGAGAUCAGGACAAAUCUGUAGCCUACCAGUUUGGUGCGCUGGCUGUGGGUGUUCUAUGUGGGGUCGCCCUCUUGGUGGUCAUUGUUGUGGCUUGGUUGUUUGUUGUUCGACGUGGCGUGCUUGACAAGGAUGUCGAAGAGACGACUCGAUACCUCUCCUUCCCAGCAACACGUUCAAAUCAACCAGCAGUAGCACUCAGACGACAAUCUAUGAAAAUCCGCAGUCCGUUGCAACCGAUUCAUCGUCGCUUGCUAUUCAUCCCUUUCCGCUUCUGAGGGAAAACGUGGUCCUGUGUCGGAGGCCAUUACUCAGCCUGAGCCUGCACGGGUACCACGCUCACGCGUGCCACCUAUUGUCGUACCGAACCCUCGCAGAGGUAGCUUUAGCA
Cantharellus anzutake is the source of this 727-nucleotide messenger RNA. RefSeq lists its product as uncharacterized. The transcript has 3 exons. Lineage: Eukaryota; Fungi; Basidiomycota; Agaricomycetes; Cantharellales; Hydnaceae. The record is from RefSeq and is a predicted model, not a curated record. The coding region runs from base 159 to 614 and encodes 151 amino acids.